AUGGCCGAUGGUUCUAUGGGAAACGUACUGUGUAAGCAACCGAACCCGAGCUCACCGCCAGCGGCCACCCCGACCGGAAACGGUAGCUUCACCAGCAACCUGAGCAGCAUCAUAUGCCCGAACGGUAUCGGGAUUGGCAAGGGCAAAGCGCAACCGAUGCGCAAAACGUACUUCACACGCAGCGCGGUUGAUGCGUCCAAGAAAACCUCGGCCGGCCACACAACGUCCACCGGGUGGCAGAGCGUCGGACUGCACGUUCCCGAUGGGCCCACGAGGCCGGUCACCGAACAGCCUCCGGUGGCACCGCCCCGCAAGAAACGGGGCUCCACGCUCGACGGGCGCUACCGGUCCGAUGAGUCGCUGAAGGUGAAGAACGGAUUCCAGGAUGUGUUUGGGCGCGAAAGUCGUCGGCAUUCGUGCGACGUUACACCCGGCGGCCGACCGUCCAGUGUGCCACCGCCACGGCCCGAAGCUCCGGCCCUUCCCGCCCGCCAAACGUCCUGCUUCGAGAUCGACGCCAGCAACGAUGCGUUCAGUGACUUCUCGAAGGUUCCGACCACGGCCGAGCUAGAGAAGCCGACCACAUCGCAGAUACCGCGCGUUGGCAACCGGAAAUCGGACCGGUUCUUCGGCGAGCAGCUGGCCGACUCGCUGUCGCCAGAGAGUGACGCACUGGCCACCGCAGCCAGCGGGUCGAACGCGGGGCCGAAGAAAAAAUCGAUCCCCAAGGACGACGUGGAUAAGAUUGAGGCGUUUGUCGAAAGGGAAACGAGCGUGCCGAGGGUGGUGGUGGUUGAGGCGAACCACACAAGCGAGAAGCAAACGGUGGCCAACAACAUCUCCAAAGGUCAGCCCCCGAAAGACGCUGCGAAAAAGGAAUCUGACAUGGUCUCGAAAGCCACCGGUAAACCCAAGCCACGGGAUGAAGUGAUGAAUCGGCAGAUCGGUAGCAGGGCCGAGUUUAUGAUGGCCAUGCUGACGGACUACAGUGACAGUGUCCGGUACGAGGGAAUGAAACCGAUCGAGGAACCACUGAUCGUACCGAAGCGACGCAAAUCGCGCCACAUCUGCGACGAUCACGAUCACCUCCACAAGAAGCUGCACGAGCACGAGCGGGAGGAACCGAAAGCGAACGUGAUCCUGACGGAAGCCUCGAUUGAGGUGGCCCCGCGAAAACCGAGCCGCGAUUUUACCAAAUACAAACCGCUGGACGAUAAGGACGAGGCGAUGGCCAACCGGUCACCCGGCGAUUCGGAUGGCAGUGAGUCGAUCGUGAGACCCGUCAGGACGAAGCAAAAGUCCAAGCAACGGGAGAGUCUUCCGACACCGCCGGCUCCACCCAAGUUCCAAAAGAGUCACUCCGAGUCCAAGUUCGACCGGCAGCUGUCCAAGGACUCGGCGGACACUCCGGCACCCGGACCGGUCGAUGACGGUCCAAAGGCACACUCGCCGCGCACUCUGAAGCGCAUCAUAUCGAUGCCAGUCACGGAGAACCUGAACAAGGAAACGCUACCCCGUCCGGACACUCCACAGCGGCCAACGCUCUCCAAGAGCUCCAGCUCCGGGUCGUUCUCAACCGUCGACCUGCAGCGUUCACGGAUCUGUGUGGAGCGCUUCACGCCGGAAGAUUACGCACACCACACCGUUAUGGACGAGCUGGUGACACCGAAGUCGAAGCUAAUGACACGCAAAAUAUCGUGGAAAUCGCUGGAAACACCCGUCCCCAAUCGGACACCGACGCCAACGUUCGAACCGCCAGCCGCCAACAAUGCCGCCAGCUUUACGAUCGGUGGCACAGAGGUCGUAACCUCGGCGAGUGUCGUUCAGCCACCGGAAGUGCCGACCCGCAGACGUUCGGACGCUUCGACCGUCGGGGAGUCGUCGUCAGCCAUCGACCAUUCGAAGAACAGUGUUGAGCCGGAGGAUUCGACACUCCGCAAGUUUUGCCUCGGGUCGUUCAUAGAAUCGAGCAACGUUUUGCAGCAUCAUGAUGUUGUGAACGUUUUGGACCGAGUGUACAGUGCGUCGGACAAUAAGGAAAACAUCAUCGAACAGUUUCAAGCGUUCCUCGAGGAGCAUCUGAACGCGGAACUGAACGAUCCGCAUCCCGUCAAUCCAAACGUGGCGAAGCUGAGGGAGAAACUGUCCAACACGAGCUCCAGCAGCGUCGGCAGUGGUGCCUCGGACAAGCUGGAAAACGUGCAGAUCGAACUGGUCGGGUCAAGUGCCUCCUCGUCCAACAAGUCGUCCGAAGUGGACGACUGCUUCGAUCCGGAGUUUGAGAAGAUCGAAAAGUCAGAGCUGACCGAUACGCCGCCGAAGGUUGAUGCCAUCCCGCCGCAUGUCUACAACAAUCGGCGUCGCGAUAGUAUCGAGUACAUGAACGAAUGGUUUGGGACCGAAUCCGUUGGCGGAUCACCUGUGGUGCUGGAAGCGACCGAAGAGGAGGUUGAGCCGCCCACCGAGAAGCUUACCCCCGACGGAGGCACUCGGAAACGGAUAGAAAGCAUCGAGGACGUUGGCAGCUGGUUCUCGAGACACAACGUCCUGCGGCCAUCGUUCGGGCAGGAGUUUGAAGAACCGGACCGUCGAUUGCGCCGCGGAUCCGAUGGGUUUCUCGGGUACGAUCUGCAGCGUCAGUAUCCUUUCGGUAAGGGGCGCGAACGAUCCGACUCGCUAUCGGCGGAGAUGUUCGAGGACAUCACGAAACUGCACGAACGACUUGCGGCCACAAACGACGGUACGCACUCGCUAGAACGGAAACCGUUGCGCGUGAUUCCGCCGCACGUGAAAGUACUGAAUACGCCACAUCGGGGCAACAGCCACAACAACUCGGCACACGGCAGUGCCGAGAAGCUUACCAAUAACAACGAAAUCAAAUCGCUGCCAGCGGUGAGCGGUAAACCGGGCGAAGUGGUUACAACGACACACGAGGAACUGAAGCCCCUCCUAGAAUCCGACGCUUCGAAGGCUACCGCGGAUAAUGCAACGAACGAACGUACCAAUGUUAGCCAGUCAGCAAUCGACGUCCCGGCCGUGGAAGAAGCAACCGGGCAGCAGCAUCCAUACGAACAUUCCACACUGUUAAAGUUCCUUUCGAAGGAACGGCUGGUCGAAUGACGGACAUCAGAGCGAGGGCUUAGCCCUCGAGCCAGCUUUACUUUCCUGCAGCAUAGUCAGUAUUACGUAAUAAUGAACGCACCACAAAGUGUCCCCAUUUAUGU
Messenger RNA from Anopheles bellator, 3224 nucleotides. RefSeq lists its product as uncharacterized. The record is from RefSeq and is a predicted model, not a curated record. The transcript is spliced from 3 exons. Bases 1 to 3120 code for a protein of 1039 amino acids. Lineage: Eukaryota; Metazoa; Arthropoda; Insecta; Diptera; Culicidae.